AUGCCUGCUCAAAACGUUUCCCUCUCGCAACUUCUAUGGUGGGGUCAUGGUCUUCCCGUGGACGCAGAAGAACGCGAUCGUUCAGAAGUUGUGGAGAUGAUAGAAGGCAACACCAAUGGACACCCCGAAGAUACUGGAUUCGCAGCUGCUGCGUGGAGCCCAGGUGGUGGUAAGAGAAUGUCCUUCAUUGUUGCCAAUAUUGAGGGUCAAAACAACUCAACAGCUUUCGCGGGACUCGAAACUUUGUCUCCUGUGGUCGACUUGCGGGCAAACCUCCCAGUAACCGGCAUUGCUGCCCAAAUCGCAUCGACGAGCGGCGAACACCAGGUUUCAAGUACUCUAGCCUUCCACAACAUUCUUGACAUGGGCCGCAAGGUUCUUGCGUCAUUCGAUACCGUCAUCGAGGAGAUUGAAGACUAG
Molecule: messenger RNA, 420 nt
Organism: Colletotrichum fioriniae
Lineage: Eukaryota; Fungi; Ascomycota; Sordariomycetes; Glomerellales; Glomerellaceae
Source: RefSeq, a predicted model, not a curated record